AUGCCAUCUCCUGCGACCCCACGUUCCUCCAACCGCGGAGCAACCGCGAAGUCGACCCCGAAGCUGGACAUCGGAGAGCCGCUCGGGGCACACGACACAAACACGGUUCGCUCCAUAGUGCGGAAAUGGCAACAACAAGGCGGCGGUGUGGUGACCAUCGAUGAUCCUUAUGCCGAUGAUGACGACGAAAAUAAUGCGAAACCAAACCCAAAGCCGAUCAAAGCCAAGGCAGAGAAGCUGGAAACCAAAGAGACCAAACCUCCGCAGGUGAGAAAGCGCAGCCACAGCACACCCCGAAAACGCGUGGUGAGCGAUGAGCAUUGGAAACGAACGCGGAAUCGAGCCUCAACCCAAUCCGCCUCGCGCAACUUGCCCGCCCCCAAACGCAUCUCUGUAUACACCAUUAACGAACGACAAACGCGAUCGUCGCGGGGAAGGGGUGACGAUAGCGAGGAUGAAUCGGAGAAAGGUCGUGAUUUGCCUCGAUCCCACGCGAAAAGAGGGGCUGGUCCCAGAUCUCCUGUUCGAGAGUCCAGAUCUGCUCGAAGGUAUAACGACACAAUCACCGAGAGCGACUAUGAAACGGACAAUGGGAGAACAGUGGAACCUUCAGUGAUAUCGGAACGGCUCAGAACGAAAUCCCCUCCCCCAGAAGAUGCAUGGGCAUCGAGCGAGGCAGACUUCUCCGAGCUGUCGAGGAGAAGAGCUCGCGGCGCACCAAAGCCGCCAAAGGGUGGUAUAUUCGCCCAUAUGAUCGAUGAAUCGAAGAAGAUAUUCGCGAAACCGGAGCCUGAACAGACAAGGCCCACGCCUACGCCCACUACAGGCCGUGGGGCCAAGAUUGAGGCAUGGCUCUCUGAUACACCCGACCCAUUCAUGGACGAGAGCAAGAGUGAUAUGCCAGCCCCUCUCGAUCUUAAAUCUGGGCGAGCAAGGCGAUCUCAAAAGCUCGCAGAUGGAGAGCCACAGACACAGUCUGAGCCGUCAAUUAUCAGUGAACGUCCCAAAAGCUCUGAUUCUCGCCCGAAAAGCGCUGUGAGCAGGCACUCCAGAGGCAAAUCAUCGAUUUCUUCGGCCGACAAGCCGAAGGCGCACGACCGCGAGACGGUAGAACCAAAACGCGCAGUCACAGACCGGAUCCCCAAGGUAUCCGUGAAGAGCAAGGAAGAGCCUCUUAUUCCACAGAGGCCAUAUGAAGAUAGUCUCGCGCCCUCGGAAUCCGAAUUACAGCCGUUCUCCGACACCGGCUCCGAGGUUUCCAACAAUAAUGCACCCGUACCCCUUGGUCUCAAGAGGCCAUUCCCGGCCACGGGCUAUCAUCGACUAUCAACAAUUGCCUCUGCAGAAACAUUAAGCACCACACUCUCAGACACGACUGAGCCCAUGCAAAAAUCUGCGCACACCGACAAACACAAAUCAGCUCUGGUGGAGGAGGCCGAAGAAGCCGAAGAAGCAGAAAAAGAAGAUCAGUUCGAUCCUGACUCUCUUCCCGUGGUUUCUUCACAACUCAAGAGACGAUUGACAACCCACAAUGAUCUUAUGUCGGUGCUAUCAGUAUCGGCUUCCCGAAGCAGAAGCAUACGGUCUAACCGGAGUAUUCGGACCAACAAGAGCCGCCUUGCUCACGCAACAGUCGAAGAUCUGCUCUAUGAGCUAUCAAGCGAUGAAUCAAAGUAUAUGCGCGAGUUGAAGACACUGGUCGGGGGUGUGAUCCCAGUUCUUUUGACUUGCGUGCUCUCCCGCUCUGAUUCGGCCAUUGCAGCAGGCCUGUUCCGGCCCUCUCUAGAUCCUCAGGAUGAUGUGAACUUCUCAAAGCCAAUUGUCAACAUGGGAGUGGCCAUUGAGCGCCUGAAGAAUCUGCACAAACGGAUUCCACAGGAUAACGCGGAUGCGUUACUUACUUGGGCCCAAGGUGCUCAAAGAGUGUAUCGCGAGUACCUCAAGGCAUGGAGACUCGGAUUCAAGGACGUGAUUGUUAACCUAGCUCCUCUCGAAGAAGAUGACCAGAUCAAUGCCGACACAAAGAGUCUGGAUGAGGGUUUGGAGCGGGAUGAAAAUGGUGACAUUGUCGACGCAGACGGAGGGAAGGUAGAUGUCGCCUAUCUACUCAAGCGGCCGCUGGUUCGGCUCAAGUAUUUGGCAAAGAGCUUCAAGGGAAUCAAUAUGCUACAGCCGUCCGCAAAAGCGGAGGAAACUGCUGCCGCCUAUCAGAAUCUGGUCAUCGAUGCCCGGAAACGUGUCCGGGACGAGAGAGCUAGAUUGGAAGAUGAUUCGGCUGCUAGUAUUGACCCAACCCGCACGAGAGACCCGAUGACCUUAGGCGUUCUCCACGGAAUCGCCAUCGACCAGACUCGCCGAGUCCGUGCCCGCGAUUUCUUCAACUUGUCAUUAUACCACUCAAGUGGACAGCUUGUGGAUUGCCGUGCUGAGUUGUUGUACCGAGACAACACCUCGAGCAAAGGCCCAGGAGGUGAUCUCCUCAUUUGCGAGAUUGACCACGCCGAUCGCUGGCUUCUCUUCCCUCCGAUGGACCUUCGAUGCGUUUCGGCUCGUAGAGGUGAAUCCAAGAAUGAGAUCGUUAUGAUGCUGCGCAGCGCUCCUGACGAUCCUACCAAAUACUGGCAAGAGUUGAUCUCUCUCCGCAUUGACGAAGAGGAAGUUGGAACCGAAUGGAUUUCACUGCUGGGAUCAGAUCCUAUCCCGCCAUCGAUUUGUCGAAGCCAAAGCUUCAUCAGCCGGGCCAAGCAGAACCGGGCUCGUAAGCCCACUACCGAUGGCUCCCCGCCCAGACCAAACCCAAGCGACGUUGAUGUUCCCAUCGGCGAGAAGGUCCGCAGACGACGCUCGUCGGCGGCAAAGGAACUCUUCUCUGAGCCAAGUACAGUCAGCUCUGCUACCGACCCAAGGAGCUCGCUGUACUCAAUCAACACUCGUGAGACUGAAUAUACUACCGGGGGGUCUGAGUUGUCUGGGAAAGCUGUCCGCCCUGAUCUACCUCUUCUUCCCUCAACGGACGCUCGGAACUCGCCAUCUAGCCCAGAGAAGACUCCUACGGGAUUGAAGCGGUCAAAGGCCAAGCGAUUCUCACGAUAUGGGGACACACCAAGUGAACCUGCCUCUCCGCAAACUGCCGCGUCUGAGAAAUCACCCGAAAAAGCGCCUGAAGAGAUCGCUACUGCAUUCCCACAGCCCAGUACACCAACAGGUGGCAGAUAUUAUGGAGGCGAGAAAGACGAGUCAUCAAGCAAAGCGUCCCCAAGAGAAAAGUCGCGCUCAAGGAUACCCCAACCGCAAAAGACACCUGUUAGGGAACCCGAGCCGGAAUCUCCCAGGGUCUCAUCUGUGCCAUCAGCUACCCUUCCGUUGAUCCCCAAGAUCCGGACCCCAAGCAGCCAAACUCACUUGUCUACUCCAACAGAACUCGGCCCUGACGAAGAGGAAGACUAUCCUCCCCUUGAAUCCUUGCCCAAGCAAGAAGAAGUUCCGGAAACACCGACGAGAACGAGAAGAAAGAAAUCUCGCAGACGUCCCAAGGAUGAUGACAGCCCUCCCCCUCCUCCACCUCAUCGGUCACCUAGCCCUGCCAACAAUAAGCGCUCCAGCGCCCCAAUUCUCACCUCUAGCCUUGGCGGACUGAAGAGACGUGGUUCUUCGCCACUGAAGCACGAAUAUGAGCCGUCAACGGCUUCAGAUUACUCUGAAACCGACUCGGAUGCGUCGACCGUGCGCCACUAUUCUUACUCCUCAUCCGAGUAUUCAAGAUCUGCUAGCUUUUCUGAUUCUGAGGAUGACUAUUCUUCCGUGUCCGAAGACGAUGAUGACUAUAACGAGACCCCCAAGCCAAGAAUACCCGAUGUAGCCACCGAAGCCAGCUCUCUCUCACCUUCUAACUCUGCAUCCCAGAGUGGCUACCGUGCUGUGCCUUUGCAGCCCACCAAAACUACCAAAGCAAUUGCAUCCGUCUUUGCCUGGUCCGACAAAGGCAGCUGGGAAACUUUGGUUCCAGACGAGUGCAGUAUCGUUGUCAGUCCUGGCCUGAUCGAGGCUUUUGCACUGGGAACCGAGCCUAACGCCAAUUCGGACUCGAAAUCAUCAAGACCACUCAUCUCUCUCGAGCUCACACCCCUUGUUCCUAUUCGCCGUGGAACCGCCAUCGAUAUUAGCAUUCGCUCCCCACCAACCGAGAGAUCCAAGAUAACCUCCAGCAACAACAUCAUGUUCCGAUCACGCAACCCAGAUGAGUGCGAUUCUCUCUACGGCCUAAUCAACCAAUCGCGAAUCAACAACCCAACAUACAUCGCCCUUCAGAACGCCCGCGGCCCCUAUAACGACAACGCACCAACCUUCGAACCCGCCACAAAGCCCGGCGGUAUAUUCGGCUGGCCCCGCCGGCGCAAGAGCUACCGCGCGUCCAGCUCCCCACGCUCCCUGGCUGAAGGCUCUGAAAGCAGCGUGGGGACAAUGAGCAGCGCCUUCUCAGCCCUCAAACGCUUCGGCACCGCAAACAAAAUGUUCAACAUCUCCCGCUCAACGAUCGAAUCCCGCCGCGAAGGAUCAAUCUACUCAUCCGACUCUAACAACCCAAACACCGGCAUCGGCCGCAUAGCAGCAGCAAUCAAAGGCGCCGACGGAAUCGGUCUCUCUAAUGCCAAGAUCCGCCUCUACGCCCGCGAAUCAGCGUCCAAAUGGCGCGAUCUCGGCGCCGCUCGCAUGACCAUCAUGCCCGCGCCACCGAAGAACCCAUCCCGUCCCAGCACUAGCAGGAGCGACUCAAGUAUUCAACCUGAUGAUCCUUCGCCCCCUGCUUCUGGGGCUGCGUCUCCGCGCCGUGCAAUGGAGGCCGAGAAGAGAAUUGUUAUUCGAGGCAAGACGCGCGGGGAGACACUGCUGGAUGUUUGUCUUGGGGAGAAUGCGUUCGAGCGCAUUGCUCGUACCGGUAUUGCGGUUUCUAUUCGGGAGGAGGAUGACGAUGCCGCUGUUGCGCAGAAGGGUGGUGUUGCUACGGGGUCUGGCAAGAUCUUUAUGAUUCAGAUGAAGAGUGAGGCUGAGGCCGCUUAUACCUUUGGACUGGUUGGGAAGUUGAGGUAUUGA
Molecule: messenger RNA, 5091 nt
Organism: Penicillium soppii
Lineage: Eukaryota; Fungi; Ascomycota; Eurotiomycetes; Eurotiales; Aspergillaceae
Exons: 1
Coding region: 1-5091 (1696 amino acids)
Cellular component (GO): nucleus; site of double-strand break
Source: RefSeq, a predicted model, not a curated record